CGUUCCAAUUAUCCUUCAUAUAAGCAGUUACAUGUCGUGAAUUCCGCCAUUUAGCCUUGACCAUGCAUUGGUUCCCUUUCCUUCUACUCCUCCUCAUCGGCGGUGCGUCUUGUGACGACUACGUCGACGAGGUCCAAGGCCAGUGUUACUCCAACCCGAAAUCUUCCUCCUGUGCCAAAUACCAAUUUGUGAAAUACAUCGACGACUACCGUCCUCACGAGUGGAGUUUAACACGCGAAGUGAAACUUAUUUCGAUACCUGGUGCUAAUGUUAGUGCUAUCCAUGCUGGGAGAUACCUGGAGACCGACACCGAAGGGGUGAAAUUGUUCAAGUAUUUGAAACGAAGAGUGGCGAAGUUUGUACGAGAGCAAGGGUUGGCGGUGGAUUUGCCUGAAGGAUCGCAAGUGGUUGAUGUUGAUACAGUCGGAUCCGGUAGAAAGAAGAAAGAAAAGAAACAAAUCAUCCUUCCUAUCUUGAUCUUGAUCAAACUUUUCAAAGUCAAGAUUUUGGUAACUUUGGCUUUGGCCGGGAUUAUCUUCAUCAAGAAAAUGCUUCUGGUAGCGGCUUUCGUCUUGCCGGCAGUUGUGGCAUCGAUUAAAGCCCAUUGUAAAGCACAACAGUUCCAUGUGGUACCAUACAACGUCCAUGAGGACCAUUACACCCACGACCAUGAGCACGAUGACGAUGGGUACGCGAUUUCGUCAUAUGGGAGCGACGACAAACAUUUCUGGGACAAGAAGAGGUAUUCAUUUCUAUAAUGGAUUAUGAAAAAUGGGAGGCGAACUAACGGUUGCCACUUUUUUCAAUGACUAGUCCUGUAAUUUAUUAAUCCCAAAGACGGACCACUCAAAAAGAAAAAGUUGAAGAUUGAAAUUUUACCGUAACAAAAAAAUUAUAAUUGGAUGGACAAAUCGGACAUAACUUUUUAUUUAUUUAUAAAAAACAGUACAAGACUGAAUAAUACUAACACUUAUUUAUUGUUUAACUUAAUUUAUUGUAAACUUAUCUGAAUAUAAAAUAAUAAAUCUUUACAAUAUGUAGGUUA
Molecule: messenger RNA, 1045 nt
Organism: Tribolium madens (black flour beetle)
Lineage: Eukaryota; Metazoa; Arthropoda; Insecta; Coleoptera; Tenebrionidae
Exons: 2
Coding region: 63-758 (231 amino acids)
Source: RefSeq, a predicted model, not a curated record